This is a messenger RNA of Chanos chanos (milkfish), 1358 nucleotides long. RefSeq names its product interferon-induced protein 35 (gene ifi35). NCBI's taxonomy places the organism in Eukaryota, Metazoa, Chordata, Actinopteri, Gonorynchiformes, Chanidae. The record is from RefSeq and is a predicted model, not a curated record. Gene Ontology annotation, cellular component: nucleus. The coding region runs from base 44 to 1162 and encodes 372 amino acids. The transcript has 10 exons.
CUUCUGGCGCACCGUUGGCACACUCAUUCUGAGCUUUUCAAAGAUGUCAAAGAUGGCUUCUGACGAGGACUUUUCUCUUGUAUCUGAGGAUGAAAUUGAAAAAAUAAUGCAGCAGGUUAAAUCUUGCGAGAAGGAGUAUGAGAUCCUGAUGAAAGACCAGAAAAUCCUCGCUGACUCCAGAGACAGCAACAGACACUUCAUCCAGGAGUUCACAGUGCGUUCUACAGACUUACGGAAAAGUCUUGAGGAUGAACAAAGGAAGCAGGAUGAAAUAGUGGACAAAGAGCUGGGGAAACAGACUGACCUGCGUGAACAGCAGCAAAAGCUGAUGAAAGAAAUAAUGAGGAUGGAAGAGGAGGUGAAGAGAGUGGAGCAGAAGAAUUACAACUUGAGGCAGCAAACACAGGUUACAACUGCAGUCCCUGAGAAGAAGGUAGUUUUCAACGGAGUCACAGCUGAAGGAGCAAAGGCCCUAAGCUUUGACAUGAAACCCCGAAUCCUCUUUCCCAUGGAGGGAGGCACAGCACUCAUCACUUUUGAAGAGGAAGAAGUGGCUCAGAAGGUCUUGAGUCUGAAGACCCAUCAGGUGCAGCUGGGUGAUCGCAGUGUUUUCAUCACUGUGGAGGCAAGGCCGGUUCAGUUCCUCAUGCCCUGCUACGUGGAGAUGGACACUCAGGUAUGUCCUCGGCGUAUCCUGGUCUCCAGUUUACCAAAAAAAGAGAGUGAGGAACGGCUUCUCGAUAAGCUGGAGAUUCACUUCUCCAAGAAGAAGAACGGAGGCGGCGAGGUCGAUUGCGUGGACAUGCUGCACGACUCCGGCAAUGUGGUCAUCGCCUUCAUAGACAACAACAUUGCUAAAGAUCUGACAGACAAGCAGGAUCAUGAGGUGGAGAUGGAGAAAGGGAGGAGGCACAAGGUGAAGGUCACACCCUUUCUCAACGGUGACAUUACAGAGCUCAAGACCUCAGAGUCCGUGUGCAUACGCACGGUGCUGCUGAGCGGUAUUCCGGCCAUCACUGAGCCGGACAACCUGCAAGACCUGCUGGAGAUCCACUUCCAGAAGACUGCCCACGGCGGGGGGGAGGUGGAUGCCAUUGUCUAUAACCCCGUGGGCCAGGACAUGCUGGCUGUUUUUGAGGAGGACUCCCCAAAAGAGAGUUAGUAAAACGGCACGCUGGGUCAAUCACCUCAGGCCACCGAAAACACCAGAUCACAGAAACUCGGACAGGUGGAAUUUGAGACUUAACAGAGAACUACUGAAUUUGAUUUGGAAAAGGGAUUUAUAACUCUAGUGUCAUUAAUUGGCUCCUUAAACAAGGCAAAAAAAUCUAAGUGGGUGUAAUGAGCUUUUUUCUCCC